AAGUUUGCUUGGCUUCCGGCACGGCCGCUGGUUCCAGGCCUUGAAGUGGGCCACUGGUACUCUGACUGAAAAAGUGAGGGCAACAAUUGAUUCCACCAAACAUGAUAAUGGUACGACUACCACGGUCAGCUUGCUGUUCGGAGUACCCACCAAAGAAAUCAACCAUCAUUCGAUCCGUUGUCUCAUCAACACUACUUCAGGUCUAUUGAAAGAGGAAACCCUUCCCUUCACUGUACAGGUCUACUUUUCACCCUUGGAAGUGAACAUUAGUGAAAGAUCCCCAGACUCAUUUGAAUGUGUAGCUGAAGCCAACCCAAAUGCAAACUUUACCUGGAGCAGAUCGGGCCAGGUGUGGCCUCAGUCUGCUGCCAGAGCAGAGGGUUCAAGGCUACACUUACUGAGCAUUUCCUCUGAACUGAAUGGCCUCUACCAGUGUGAAGCAUCUAACAUGUAUGGAAGGAAAUACAGUCACCUCUAUGUGCACGUGACUUCAGGUUGGGAUUGACUUGCUUGUGGGCUUUUGUC
Molecule: messenger RNA, 525 nt
Organism: Monopterus albus (swamp eel)
Lineage: Eukaryota; Metazoa; Chordata; Actinopteri; Synbranchiformes; Synbranchidae
Product: myelin-associated glycoprotein-like
Exons: 3
Biological process (GO): homophilic cell-cell adhesion; heterophilic cell-cell adhesion
Cellular component (GO): adherens junction
Source: RefSeq, a predicted model, not a curated record